Molecule: messenger RNA, 1743 nt
Organism: Symbiodinium pilosum
Lineage: Eukaryota; Dinophyceae; Suessiales; Symbiodiniaceae
Source: the annotation of a GenBank genome assembly
AUGGGCAAUGGCCUCUGCGCUUCGCAAGUUGAUGUGGUCGACUGGCAGCCCGUUCAUGACAGCUUCUUCCCCAUGUACGUCGUCAAGGUGUCCGACUUCUUGGACAUGGAUGGUGUGCCCGAGCCGCAUAGUGUGCUUCUGUCAAAAGGCCUUCUGCACCAGUGGCAUCCUGGCAUGUUCGUCCUUUUUGUCUCGCACCAAUGGCUUGGUGCCACACAUCCCGACCCGCAAGGGCAGCAGGUUGCUAUUCUGCGACACGCGCUGCAUGGCAUGAUCUCUGGAUCUCUGCAAGUGGAGGAAGACCUCAUCUCAAUGCCAAUGGGGAAGGUGCUCACGCCGCAGCAUCGCAAGCAGAUCGCAUCUGGAUAUUUGUUUCUGGAUUGGUUUGCUAUCCCACAAAUCACAGCCAGGCAAGCCGGUAUCAAUGAACAGACGACAAAAACAGAUGCCGCACUUGCUGUGAAGAGUAUACCUUCCUAUGUGGAGGUCUCAAAUCUCUUUGUGGCCUUGGUGCCAGAGCUGAUUCACAAAGACACGAAGAUACUGUGCAACUAUACCUCCUGGCUCUCCAGGGGGUGGUGUCGGGCAGAAUGGUGGUGCCACCUACUGUCCAACAAGCCGGAUACCAGCGUGAUCGUUGUUUAUUCUCCACGGGAGGCAGAAUUCAUGUUCCCGCUGAAUUGGCAGCAGCACAUCGUUGCGGAAGGAAACUUCACAGUUGAAAGUGACCGUGAGACGGUGGUGAAGCUUGGGGAGGUUGCUCUGGACAGCAAAAUCAACCACCUGUCGAAUGCAGGGCCCAUGAGCUUGUAUCGAUACUAUUUGGCGCAUCGACCAAAGUUGUUGGGCCAACAGAAGCAAACGUUUGACGUGGACGACCUCCUGCAAUUGUUUCGCUAUGAAAGUCUACAGGAUGCGGUUAACGACGACAGCAAUGUGAACGCACUUUUAUGUGCCAUCUUCGCAGGGGAUGUUGGAAUGGUAAAGCUGCUAGUGGAGAACAAGGCAGACGUGAACCGUAGACUGUCAGGCCUGAAUUCGCUGGGCUAUUCCGACAGUCAGACAUUGCUUAUGGCAGCCAUCAAAUCUCGCCAGGAGCCGGAGAUGUUAAGAGCUCUGAUUGAGCUUCGCGCCGACGUGCAUGCCAUCACACGGGUUGGCCUGGGUUGCUCAUACUUGGUGAGAACUCCAGGGCAGCUUGAGGUGCUGAUUGAAGCCAGCGCUGAUUUGCAUACUUCUAAUUUGCCCAUGGGUUUGAGCCCGCUGUGUGGGGCUGCAGUCUGGUCUUGCCCGCAGACGGUUGCUGCGAUGCUGCGCGCUCGGUGUGACCCUAAUCCUCACCCAACUGGAGCAGGCUACUUCCCACUUCAUGCUGUCGCACUGCUAUCGCGUGGCCGGGCAUGUGCUGCGGAUGUUGCUCGCGUACUCCUGGAGGGUCGCGCGGAUCCCAACGGCAAAGCAAUGCCAGAAAACAAGUUUUUGUUUGCAGCUCGACUGGCCGGAGUAUACUCGAAGAUUUGCGGUUUCGCCUCUUGCUCAAUUGCCACAAAGACUUUGGCAAGCUUACCAGGCCUGACCCCGCUUGGCGCCGCUGCAUUGGUUGGGGAUGAAGCGCUGUCGAAGGUAUACCUGGAGUAUGGUGCAGACAAUGUGGCUAAUGAAAGGGGCGACUUGCCAGAAGAUCUGGCUUUCGCCAAUGCGCAUGAGCACCUACUGCCCAUGCUGUCAACGUUUGCUGUCUAG